GGAUUCUUUGAGGAUGAAGAUGGAAAGGAAUAUAUCUAUAAAGAGCCUAAACUCACGCCUCUCUCAGAAAUUUCCCAAAGACUCCAAAAACUCUACUCUGACAAAUUUGGAUCUGAAAAUGUCAAAAUGAUUCAGGAUUCUGGCAAAGUAAAUCCUAAGGAUUUAGAUUCAAAAUAUGCAUAUAUUCAAGUUACACAUGUAGUUCCAUACUUUGAAGAAAAAGAGUUGCAAGAAAGAAAAACAGAUUUUGAAAGGACUCAUAACAUUCGACGCUUUAUGUUUGAGAUGCCUUUUACUCAAGCUGGUAAAAGACAAGGAGGAGUAGAAGAACAGUGUAAGCGACGGACUAUUUUGACAGCUAUACAUUGUUUCCCGUAUGUGAAAAAGCGCAUUCCAGUAAUGUACCAGCACCAUACUGAUUUAAACCCCAUUGAAGUAGCCAUUGAUGAAAUGAGUAAAAAAGUUGCAGAACUCAGGCAGCUCUGCUCUUCAGCUGAAGUGGAUAUGAUCAAAUUGCAACUGAAGCUACAGGGAAGUGUCAGUGUUCAGGUUAAUGCUGGUCCAUUAGCAUAUGCAAGAGCUUUCUUAGAUGACACAAACACCAAAAGAUAUCCAGACAAUAAAGUAAAGCUACUAAAGGAAGUUUUUAGGCAAUUUGUUGAAGCUUGUGGGCAUGCUCUGGGUGUAAACGAGCGACUAAUAAAGGAAGAUCAGUUGGAAUAUCAAGAAGAAAUGAAGGCAAACUACAGAGAAAUGGCAAAAGAGCUUUCUGAAAUAAUGCAUGAACAG
Messenger RNA from Leptosomus discolor (cuckoo roller), 789 nucleotides. Lineage: Eukaryota; Metazoa; Chordata; Aves; Leptosomiformes; Leptosomidae. The record is from RefSeq and is a predicted model, not a curated record.